Etheostoma spectabile (orangethroat darter) is the source of this 2355-nucleotide messenger RNA. RefSeq names its product threonyl-tRNA synthetase 2, mitochondrial (gene tars2). NCBI's taxonomy places the organism in Eukaryota, Metazoa, Chordata, Actinopteri, Perciformes, Percidae. Gene Ontology annotation, molecular function: threonine-tRNA ligase activity; ATP binding. The record is from RefSeq and is a predicted model, not a curated record. Gene Ontology annotation, biological process: threonyl-tRNA aminoacylation. Gene Ontology annotation, cellular component: cytoplasm; mitochondrion. The transcript is spliced from 20 exons.
CUACUAGCGUCAUAUGAUCACGCACCCAACGUCACCGCUGCUGUCCUAAUCUUGGUUUCCGGUGUUAUGGCCGCUUGCUGAGAAGGGUGACAGUAAUGUGGGAUAUUUGUAAUUGACCGCGUGUGUUUAGGAUGGCGGUGACACAGAUGUUUCGACAGUUUAUUUGUCGGACGGCAGCUCCUGCGACGUUUCGCACGCAUAGGAGGUACAGCAAGGUGUGCCCAGCUUCAUCUGAGCAACUGCGAGUCUUUGAAUCCUUCAGGGAAAAACAAAGCAAUAAGAGGACAGUUGAAGCUCCAGGAAUUCGCCUCAGUAUCCGACUGGCUGAUGGCCGGACAGUAAGGGGGACAGCUGGGGUCACCACACCUCUCUUUGUUGCUCAGAGUGUCUGUGCGAAAGGUGCACUGGUCAGUAAGGUGAAUGGAGAGUUGUGGGAGCUUGGACGGCCCCUAGAGGCAGACUGCGAACUACAACUUCUGGGGUUUGACACCUUUGAGGGAAGACAGGCGGCAUGGAGGACAGGAGCAUGCGUCCUGGGCGGAGUGUUGGAGAAGGUAUUUGGUGCAGAGGUAUGCAGAGAAGGAGCGUCAGAGCUCGGGCUUUACUGCGACCAUCUGCUGGACAACAGUGCCUUGUCUCUGAGUGAUGUGGAGGAUAGAUGUAAACAAGCUGCAGCCCUCAAACUUCCUCUGUCUAGACUGGAGCUGAAUACAGAAGAAGUCCGAGAGCUCUUCCAGAACAGUAAACUAAGAAUGCAGCUUGUUGAGGAGCAGAUGAAUGGCCACACCAUCACAGUAUACAGUUGUGGGAACAGUAUAGCGGUCUGCGAUGGCCCCCUCCUCCCACACACUGGCCUCCUCAAGGUCUUCAAGACAAUCCAGCUGUACGCCCGUGAUCGAGGCAUCAGACAGAGUCCUCGAGGUUUGAUGCUCUUUAAAGCAGUGAACGGGCCACAGACCAUCGGACAAUGUUUUUUCUGUCAUAAUGCCAUGUGUUCACAUUUUUGCACAGACCAGGAGUUAUUCUUCUUUACUAGUAAGUCCAUAGGCAGCUGCUUUUUCCUUCGAAAGACUCAUAACAUCUAUCACACAUCCUUCCUUCCUGACGUCUUGUAGAGUGAAUACCGAAGGCGAGGCUUCAACGAGGUUGUGACCCCAACCCUGUACAGCACUGCAUUGUGGGAGCGCUCGGGCCACUGGGAACACUACAGCGAGAACAUGUUCACUGUGACAUCAGAGGGCUCUCAGACCUACGCACUCAAACCCAUGAACUGUCCUGCGCACUGUCUUAUGUUUGAGCAGCGUGUUCGCUCGUGGAGGGAGCUUCCUCUGCGAUGGGCUGACUUUGGGGCGCUGCAUCGAAAUGAGCUCUCCGGAGCGCUGGGAGGUCUCACUCGUGUUCGAAGGUUCUGCCAGGACGAUGCUCACAUCUUCUGCACACCUGAGCAGCUGGAAGAAGAGAUUGUGGCAUGCUUGGAUUUUGUGAAGAGUGUGUAUCAAGUUUUUGGGUUUUCCUUCCACUGCCUCCUGUCUACACGUCCUACACCAUGCCUCGGGGAGCCUGAACAAUGGGAUAAUGCUGAGCAGUCUCAUUCGCAGAUUGGAGGAAUUCUUAUCACAUGCAGUUGGAAGGAGUCUGCAGCCUUUGGAAUGUUGGAGUUAAACCCAGGAGACGGCGCCUUCUAUGGACCAAAGAUUGACAUCCAGAUCAGAGAUGCUAUUGGCAGACAACACCAGUGUGCCACAAUCCAGUUGGACUUCCAGCUGCCGAUCAGAUUUGAUCUUCAGUAUGUCGGUCGGGACGGACAGUUGCACAGGCCAGUGAUGAUCCACAGGGCAGUACUGGGAUCACUGGAGAGAAUGAUCGCUAUACUGGCUGAAAACUUUGGAGGGAAAUGGCCACUGUGGUUGUCCCCAGCGCAGGUCAUGGUAAUUCCUAUUGGGGGCAACAGUGAGUCAUACAGCAAACAGGUGUUCCGGCAGUUGUGUGAAGCUGGCUUCAUGGCAAAUUUGAACGAUGAUCAGGGAGCAACCUUAAAUAAGAAGAUUCGCUCUGCUCAGCUGGCCCAGUACAACUACAUAUUUGUGGUGGGGGAUAAGGAGAGUCAGAGUGGAACAGUAAAUGUGAGAAGCAGAGGCGGUAAACAGCUUGGGAGGAGGCCGACAGAGGAGGUGCUGACAUCCCUUACCCAGCUACGAGACACCAGGAGCAACCUAGACGAGUUUUAAUGGAAAAAGUCCUGGAAAUAAUGAGUCACGGAUGUAAUAAAUUUGUUUUGUUUUACGUUUUCAAGAUGUAAUACUUUGUCUGAAGAGAUGGCUGCUAAAAUUUGUAAUAAAGGUAUAUAAAAGAUUC